Gadus chalcogrammus (walleye pollock) is the source of this 2452-nucleotide messenger RNA. It is a transcript of the gene med27, whose product is annotated as mediator complex subunit 27. Gene Ontology annotation, cellular component: mediator complex. The transcript has 8 exons. The record is from RefSeq and is a predicted model, not a curated record. Bases 38 to 973 code for a protein of 311 amino acids. Gene Ontology annotation, molecular function: transcription coactivator activity. Gene Ontology annotation, biological process: regulation of transcription by RNA polymerase II. NCBI's taxonomy places the organism in Eukaryota, Metazoa, Chordata, Actinopteri, Gadiformes, Gadidae.
AUCACUGAGCGACACCACCUUCCUUCACCAAGUAAACAUGGCGGAUGUGAUGAACGUCGGGGUGAAUCUGGAGGCUUUCUCUCAGGCCAUCAACGCCAUCCAGGCACUGAGAUCCAGCGUUACAAGGGUUUUCGAUUCGUUGAAGGAUGGAAUGAAAAAUAAGGAGACAUUGGAAGGCACAGAAAAAGCUUUUAUUACCGAAUUCCAGGACAAUCUGCAGUCAGUGAACCGAGACCUCAAUGAGUUGGAGAGAUUAAGUGGUCUCGUUGGACGUCCGUCAGAGUCCCAUCCCCUCCACAACAGUGGGCUGCUGAGUUUAGAUCCAGUCCAGGACAAGACGCCGCUCUAUUCCCAGCUGCUCCAGGCCUACAAAUGGUCCAACAAGCUUCAGUAUCAUGCGGGCCUGGCAUCCAAUUUGUUGAAUCAGCAGUCACUCAAGAGAUCGGCCAAUCAAAUGGGGGCAUCGGCUAAGAGGCGGCCUAAGGUUCAGCCCAGCACGCUGGUACCGCAUCCCCAGUAUGUGGAUGACGUGAUCACCCGGAUAGGCAGGAUGUUUCCAGACAUGAGCAUAGAACUGUUCAGACCUAACGGGACCUCGGCUGUUCUUCUGGUGAGCUUGGGGAAGGUCCUGAAGGCCAUCGUCGUCAUGAGAUCUCUGUUCAUCGAUAGAACCAUCGUCAGAGGGUUCAAUGAGAACAUAUACUCAGAAGACGGAAAGCUGGACAUCUGGGGUAAAUCCCAGUACCAAGUCUUCCAAAAGGUGACGGACCACGCCACUACGGCCCUCCUCCACUAUCAGCUGCCCCAGAUGCCUGAUGUGGUGGUUCGCUCCUUCAUGACGUGGCUGCGGAGCUACAUCAAGCUCUUCCAGUCCCCAUGUCAGCGCUGUGGCCGUUUUCUGCAGGACGGACUGCCUCCAACAUGGAGAGACUUUAGGACCCUGGAGGCAUUUCAUGAUACGUGCCGCAUGUAGACAGUGGACAUGCGGCGACACAAACAGAGAGACGGAUAGUGUGACCGACUCGGACAUCUAUGUGUAUAUUUUUUUUUACUGUUGGAGACCUUUUUUUUCUUUUUUUUUAUAAAGCUACACUUCCCAAAUACCUUAAGUCUUCUUUGAACAUCUACAAACAUUGUCCUGUGAUGUAAGCUCUAAUAAGCACAGAGUCCUGGCUACUAAACUUCCAUAUUAAGCGGCUGACUUGUCUAUCAUUUAGAAGUAACAGCCUAUGGAAGUGUAAUGAAAUCACUUGCGCUUUCAGCUUGUUUUAAUGAAUUAACGAUAUAAUUACAAAAAACUCAAGAUUUCUGAGGUUUUUAUGGCACUAAAUAAAACUGCUCAGUUCUUCUGAAUUAACGAGAUAACUCAAAAUCACCUUUAAGAACUCUAUUUCAUAGAAGCACAGAUUUCCUGCCUGUUUAAAGUUUAAUCUAUCUUUAUUUUGGUUUAUGUUUAAGACAUUGGGAAACCAAUCACCUACUUGAAAAUACAUUUGGAGGCUCAGGCAGAUUAGCAGCAGCUACCACACUCCAUGCAAGUGAUACAAUUUUCUCUUGGGAUUUUGGACAGUGGAAUUUAUUUUCUCAAGUGAAUGCAUUAUGCAUCCCUAACAACCUACUCUUUUCUAACAUGAAAAAGUCUCGCUUGACGGGUGACAUAAUCUAUGAUGGGGUGACUGAGAGAAGCCUUGACGACGGCAGCUCUUUUCUGUUACGAGGUUGUCGUUGGAAGCGGCAGUAGCCUACAUAGUGUCGGAUCGCUUGAGCAAAAGAUGCCGGGCGUUGUGCUUUAUGCGGGCAUUGGAAACAACUGAAGAAAGGCGCAGGCGCUGAGAAAAAUACGUGGACAUGUCCAUAAUGUGUGGUCACUUGGGGUAUUUUUAUAUUCCACUAUAGUUUAACAAAUUCAACAAGAAAUGAACUAAAUUAUCAGGUUAUUGGCACCAGAAAGCGGGGAUCAUAAGUUGGAUAAUUUUGAAAAGACCUAACCUGCACGUCAAUCAAACCAAACAUUGAUAAUUAAUAAUUUAGAUGAUGGUGGGGGCGGGGAUUUGUUCACGUGUAGGAAACACAGAAUCGGCCAGCCACAGUAGUAAACUAUAAGUAUGUGAAGGUUUUGAGUCAACCCAGUGCAUAGUGGCCACUGUAGAAAUACAUUUAUUAAAAUCUAGCUCCAUCCCUUGUAGUGGUUGUUUUCCGGAUCAGGCUCUUCGGUCUCCUACCAGAAAUUCUCCUAGAACAUGGUCGACAGCUGGAUCCACAAACUAUUAUAACAUCGGCAAUCAUUAAUAGCCGAUGGCUGAAUUUCAGAAUUAUUACACUCAAAUAAUAUCGCACCUUAAAUCAUGCCUACAACAUUUCACAUCGUGUUUUACUAGGUCAAACAGAAAAAUAUUUUCUAUCGAUGUUGAAUCGAUAGAAUAAAAUAACAAUAAAAUAAUGCAGUCUACCU